Serinus canaria (Common canary) is the source of this 1129-nucleotide messenger RNA. RefSeq names its product family with sequence similarity 167 member B (gene FAM167B). The transcript is spliced from 2 exons. The record is from RefSeq and is a predicted model, not a curated record. NCBI's taxonomy places the organism in Eukaryota, Metazoa, Chordata, Aves, Passeriformes, Fringillidae. The coding region runs from base 117 to 665 and encodes 182 amino acids.
GGGCAGGGAGUGGGUGGGGGGGUCGCGGGCAGGGUGGGGGCUCCAUCCACCCGCGGGGAGACCUCGAGGGCGCCGAGAUCAGCGGGGGUUUCGGGUCCGCUCUGCUUUGUCCCGCCAUGGCUUUCAGCCAGCUGGAAUUCAAGGAGCUGGGAGAGGAGGAGCCCACCUGGGAGCAGGAGAACCUGGAGAGCCUGAAGGCGCUGGCGGCCAAGCUGAAGCUGCAGACGCGCAGACCCUCGUACCUGGAGUGGGAGGCGCGGGUGAGGGGGCAGCGCUGGGGCACCCCCGGGGGCACCCCCGGGGCACAGCAGAGCCCCGAGUCCCCCCGGGAGCAGCAGCCUGGUGGCGUUUGUGGCUUUGCCACCCUGGAGGCGGCUCUGGAGUGGCUCAGGACGGAGCUGCGGGAGAUGCAGGCCCUGGACCAGCGGCUGGCGCAGCAGCUGAUGCGGCUGCGGGCGCGGCUGCACCGGCUGAAGGUGGAGCAAGCCUGCCACCAGCACAAGGAGAUGCUGGACGACGCCACCUUCGGCCUCGAGGGCUGCGAGGAAGACUCGGAUCUGCUGUGCACCAUCCCGCCCAAGGCCGCCUUCCUGCUCUCCACGCCGCUCAAGCACAUCGGCGUCACCCGCAUGAACAUCAACUCCCGCCGCUUCUCGCUCUGCUGAGCCCGCCCGGGGCGCCGCGGGCCCUCGGGACUCGGGGCAGGUCGUGCUGCCCCCAGGGCGGUGGCACGCUGAGGUGGCAAGGGGGUGUCAUCAUCCCGGAGUGUCACCAACCCCACGGGCACGGGAGUGUCACCAUCACUAAGGGGCACGGGAAUGUCAUCAUCGCCUCCUGGGCAUGGCAAUGUCACAAUCACCCCAUGGACACGGGAGUGUCACCAUCCCCAUGGACAGGGGAAUGUCACCAUCCCCAGGACAGGGGAGUGUCACCAUCCCUAUGGGUACCAGAGUGUCACCAUCCCUUCUGGGCACGGGAAUAUCACCACGUCACCAUGCCCAUUGGCACGGGAGUGUCACCGUCCCCCCAGGGCGUUUUGGGGCCCGGCCCUGGGGGUGUUGGGGUUCAGCCCGGUGGGAAAUGUGGGGUGCAGCCCUCUGAGGUGGAAUAAAAGGGGGUGAGGCUGAGA